Messenger RNA from Drosophila sechellia, 2176 nucleotides. RefSeq names its product Riboflavin transporter (gene Rift). The transcript has 2 exons. NCBI's taxonomy places the organism in Eukaryota, Metazoa, Arthropoda, Insecta, Diptera, Drosophilidae. Gene Ontology annotation, biological process: riboflavin transport. Gene Ontology annotation, molecular function: riboflavin transmembrane transporter activity. Gene Ontology annotation, cellular component: plasma membrane. The record is from RefSeq and is a predicted model, not a curated record. Bases 422 to 1885 code for a protein of 487 amino acids.
AGCUGUUCGACUGUCAGUUUUAUUCUUGCCUUCCGAUCCGAUGUUUAUUAAAUCAAAUUCGACUUUUGAGUGUUCAAAUGGCUGACAAAAUUUGCGAAAGCUGGUCGUUCUCCCCUGCAGUCGAGUUUUUCUCCUGGACACUCUUGCAUUUCUCAUCCUGUCGCGCCGUCAAUGGAACUUCCCGGAAUAUUGCAUAAUUGAGACUUCCCGGGCCUUCAAAUUGGAACUUCGACUUUGCGUUAAUUGACGGCUCGCACUGGAAUUAACCUGCCAAUUGCCUUCGAUAUUCCACACUACGCCAAUUGAGCCGUUGAUUUUUAAUAACGAACCGUGGCGCGUUUGGCCACAGUGGCCCGGAUCGGGAAAUCUAAUCGCCGCAGGGACCAUAAAACAAUUCGCAGAGCACACUCCGACUCCGAAUAUGAGCAGGUACCACAGAGGCCGAGGAGCUGGUAGCCCCACGAAUCCAGCGGGGCCAGUCUACGGCGUGAUCUCGACGUUGGACGACGCCACUCCGAGCCCCGCGGAUUUCGCCAGAUGCUCCUCUCUCGAGGCCAAGAAAAGUGAGCUGAGCUUGUUCCUUAACUGGGGAGUACCGCAAAAAAAUAUGGAGAUAAGCUCGAAGCUAAGAAACCGCAGCUGGCUCGUCGACGUGCUGGCUAUCUUCUUUGGCAUAGGCACCUGGCUGGGCGUCAAUGGCACCUUCAUUCAGCUUCCGCUGCUGGUGGACGAGGCACCAGAGGGCUGGAGUCUGCCCUCUUACCUUAGCGUUAUGGUCCAGAUUGGCAACUUGGGCCCAUUGCUGUACACUGCCAUCCAGAAGUACUCGCCCAAGAAACUAAAUGAUGGUUGGACCAUUCACGGAGUGCUCCUAGUGGGAGCCAUAUCGUGCUUGCUGACGGCGUUCUUCUACAACCAAACCGCUUUGGUCGCUGGCACGGAUCACAGCUUAGCCCUCUUCUUGCUAACCUGCUUCACAGCGCUGAAUGCCUGCACUAGCUCGGUGCUUUUUAUGCCCUACAUGGGACGCUUCAAGGAGCAGUACAUGGUCACCUACUUUAUUGGCGAGGGACUGAGUGGUCUUCUGCCCAGCGUGACGGCUUUGAUCCAGGGCAUCGGCGAGAGUGGCGACUGUGUACUGGUCAACGUAACCGAAAGCGGAGAGGAGGUCUACGAGCUGCAGAAGACACCUCCGAGAUUCGAUACCCGUGUUUUCUUCCUCAUUCUUUUCGCGCUCAUGGUGCUAGCCUAUGUGGGGUAUGCACUUCUGAAUUCCCUCCCAUUGGCCAAAAGGGAGUACGCCCAGGUGACCGUCAGUGAGGGCAACAAGUACGUUUACGGAGAGGCGGAUAACCAGCAAGAAGCGGAAAAGCUGAGUAAAGGCCAGUACACAUACCUGCUCCUUCUAAUCGGUGCGAUUUCGCUGUUCAGUAACGGAAUGUUCGGCAGCAUACAGUCCUACUCCAGUGCCCCGUACGGAGCCCAAGCGUACCACCUAGCAGCCACCCUGAGUGUGAUAGCCAACCCGGUGGCCUGCUUCAUGGCCAUGUUCCUGCAUUUUACCUCCCUGCGGAUUAUCACGGUGCUCUCUAUCCUUGCGGGUCUGCUGACCAGCUAUGUUUUCACCACGGCGGCCCUGAGUCCUCUUCCGCCUCUUCACGACCAGACCGUGGGUGCCGUACUCGUGGUCACAGCCUGGACUUUGCUGGUGGGGAUUGUGAGCUACACGAAACUGGGAAUCACAACGGUUAUGCGGGCGCAGGGUGGACAAUCGCUGGUCUGGGUGGGCGCCAUUACGCAGCUAGGAUCCGCUAUCGGAGCAGUGGCCAUCUUCUUUGCUAUCAACUACUCGGACCUUUUCCAGGCCGCAGAGUCGAACUGCUAACCUCGCCACAAACUCGACGAGGCCAGGAUUUCCAGGGAUGCAUCGUGAUUUUAUAAAUGCUAUUACUGUAGUUUAGUGUGAUACUUUAAUGAGUAUUUCCACCUCACGUCACAAUGAAGACAAUACCUAAUUACCUGAACUCGCGCUUUUUUAUACAACAAUUUGCAGUUGAAUUGCAACAGUUCGUAGUUUUAAGUAUAAAAGUCGAUAUCAACAAGUCCAAAGUUUCAAAAAUUAUAGACUUUGGCUCCUAAGUAAAGCAUUUGAAACAGAAAACGUUUGAACCUAAUA